Molecule: messenger RNA, 312 nt
Organism: Entrophospora sp. SA101
Lineage: Eukaryota; Fungi; Glomeromycota; Glomeromycetes; Entrophosporales; Entrophosporaceae
Source: the annotation of a GenBank genome assembly
AUGCCACUACAACCAAUUAUCCAAUCAGCUCACACUAAAUUUGGAAUUUUUAUGUUCAGAAGCAUAUCUCAAGUUAUGUUUUCUAAUGGAGUCGAAGCUGAUGGGUUAACAGAUGAACAAUUUAAAGGUAGGCUUCCUGAGGCAAAUAUCAUAAAUAUUAGUGAAGAAAAAUGUCAUAUUAUAGAUCAAGAAUUGUUUAAUAACUCUGGGUUAAUAAAAGAAAUAAUCAAGAUCAAAUUGAUGCAAUUACAAGCAGGUUUUGGUGUUCAGUUAGAUAAAGAUAUGGAUGAAAUACCUACACCUCUACUGUGA